AUGUGGCGUGACCGCAUUUCAGUCCAGUCAACUCCCUCCGGACCCAAUGGCCGCAACCUUUCUCCUCUACCGCGACGAUCAUCCUCUCAGCUAUCUCCAAGUCCCUACAAUACUCGCCCUGGUGUAACAUCUAGAACUUCAUCAACAUCUCUACUCGUGACUCCAAAUGAAUCUACAACCUCUCUUCCAGGAACUGCGCGGGCGACCAAUGGCUCUCCUUUAAAGCAGACGAGUAUUCAACGACCUCGACCGGCCAAUGUCCCUGAUCCGCUAGAAGUCUUGAAUCAAAUCAUUGGGAAGGAAACUCAAACAGAUAAACAUGUGCCACAGCUAUCGUCGAUGCCGGAACGACCCGCGCAAUUGGUGGAAGCUAUCCGAUUCGACGGACUGAGUCUUGAGGAUUUUCUGGGAAAGGAGGAUCUCACACCAAAGAAAAAGUCUCGCGAAAGUGAUGUAAAUGCGCAAACUGUUCAGCAAUUUGAACAAGAACGAGAUAAGUUUCAAGAAUUACACACAUCCAUCACUGGAUGUGAUGAGGUGUCCAAGUCAGUCGAGCUGUACUUGAAUGACUUCCAGAAUGAACUGGGUGCCGUAUCGGCAGAGAUCGAAACUUUGCAAUCUCGCUCAACACAAUUGAACGCGAUGCUAGAGAAUAGGCGUAAUGUGGAACGGUUGUUGGGACCUGCCGUGGAGGAGAUCAGUAUCUCCCCCAAGGCUGUGCGGACAAUUGUCGAGGGUCCAAUCGAUGAGAACUGGGUGCGUGCACUCAACGAGAUCGAUUCUCGAACUACAAAUAUCGAAGCCAAGGCCGCCGCUUCCGCAAAUGGCUAUAAAGCCGUCGAGGAUGUACGACCCCUUCUGGCCGAUGUGAAGACUAAAGCGGUUGAAAGGAUCAGAGACUAUCUUGUGUCGCAGAUUCGUGCUAUGCGAUCGCCAAACAUCAACUCUCAGAUCAUCCAACAACAGCGACUGGUGAAGUUCAAAGAUCUAUACAGUUAUCUCUCAAAGAUCCACCCAAAGUUGGCAGGGGAGAUAGCACAGGCCUACAUCAACACAAUGCGCUGGUACUACACAUCUCACUUCACACGCUACCUUCAAGCUCUUGAUAAAGUCAAGGUUUAUCCUCCUGACCGAAACGAGGUGCUUGGAGGUGACCCAUCCACACAUCGAUCAGGGAACAUGAUCCCUGGCGGUCGAGCUGGCUCUGCCGUACAUGAUCCUUUCUCACUGGGUAGACGUAUCGAUGUCCUCCGAACUGGCAAUCUCCAAGCUUUAUCCUCAUACGUGGCCGAAGAGGACAAUACCUACCAUGGAAUCGAAGUGCCGUUUCGAAGCUUCAACCUUGCAUUGGUGGACAAUGUGUGCGCCGAGUACUCUUUCCUGACUGAGUUUUUCUCUCCAAAGACCUUCCAUCAAAUCUCUCGCAUUGCCGCGGACAUAUUCCAACAGGUCUUUACCCUUGGCCAGAACCAGACCAAGAAGUUGAUCGAGCAAACCACGGAUUCUUUGGGUGUCCUCAUGUGUGUUCGCCUGAACCAACAUUCGGCAUUCGAGCUUCAGCGGCGAAAGGUGCCUGUCGCCGACUCGUAUGUUAAUGGAACGAACAUGCAGCUCUGGCCGCGCUUCCAGGUGAUUAUGGAUCACCACGGUGACUCGCUUAAGCGAGUUGGGUCCAAUACUGGGCGCAGUGCUAUCUCCGCCCUUUCUAUUGCAGGCGGAGACGACCUGAAGCAGUCUUCAGCACCCCACUUCUUGACGCAGCGAUUUGGACAACUUCUUCAUGGAAUUCUUGUGCUCAGCAGUGAUGCUGGUGAUGAUGAGCCGGUGUCCAACAGCCUGGCCCGGUUGACUGCCGAAUUCGAUGCUCUUCUGGUAAAAUUGAGUCGCAAUGGUACAGACGCAAAGCGAAGAGAGCGAUUUCUUUUUAACAAUUAUUCAUUGAUUUUAACCAUCAUUAGCGAUACCCAAGGCAAAUUAGCAGUUGAACAAAAGAAGCAUUUGGAAGAGAUGCUCAAGAAUAGCACCAAGCGAGCCCAUGCCUGGCAGGGCUCCCUAAAUCCCUCGCCAAAGCAUGUCUACACUGCCGGUCUCGAAAAAUCCGUUGUGACACAAUUCGUCCUCGCUGCUCGACUUGCGAAACCCAAGGCCGGGAAUGUAUCUAUCGAGUGGAGACGCCGCGGCAGAGGUGGACCGACCCUGGCUCAAAUAGACCGAUUGCAACAAGAAAAUACAGAACUCAGAUCUUUCAUCGUAAAACUGAAAGGCGAAGAGGGACACAUCCCCAGCCUAGCAGUGACUGAAGGUCUUGAUCCCAGUCAGAACCGCCAGCAAAGCCUUGACAGCCUGGCUACCUCUUCAGAUGAAGAACUCGACGUGGCACCUUUUAUAUCUGUAGAUGAGGCCGACAUCGAUGGUGUUCCUACUGGGCUCGCUCUGCAUCUGUUGGAUGUGCACUGGGCUCGGCAACACCACACCUUUCUUCUAACCUAUCGCCCGGCAAUCAUGCGUGAUCUGCCCAAAGGUGAUGGACCAAACUGCUCCCGAUUUUUACUGAACGCCAUUUUUGCCUGCGCAAGCAAGUUUUCUUCGCGUGUUGAUGUACGCGAUGACCCAAGCGAUCCAGCCACGACAGGCCGGCGUUUCUUUCGCCGCUGUGAUGAGCUCCUAGUUCAAGAAUCACAUCUCAUUCGCCCAAGUAUUCCAACAAUAAUUGGACUUUUGCUCCUCGGGUCUACAUUCAAUGCCCGCGGUGAAACUUCAAAGGGUUGGUUAUACACAGGCUAUGCUCUACGCAUGGUGUAUGAUUUGGGAUUACACCUCGACCCCAAGGAGACCAACGAUGACGCAGAAGAAAUGGAGAUCCGCCGCCGCGUAUUUUGGGGUGCUUUUGUUUGUGACAAAAUACAAAGUCUCUACCUCGGCCGACCGGUCGCUAUGAACCUGCGCGACUCCCAUGUCAGUCGUGAAUUCCUUGAUACAUUCGAGGAAUAUGAGCUGUUCAUACCACCUCCCGACUCGAAAUUACACACACCAUCAUCACAGCCCGUCAUACAUUCUGUCUCUACUUUUCAACAGCUCUGUCUCCUAUCCAGGAUCAUGACCAAAAUCACCAAUCACUUUUACACAGUCGGCGGAGUGCGGUCCUCGAGCUCCGCCACGGCUAGUCUCCAACUGGCGGACAAUGCCCUCAAUUCCUGGAAAGCAAACCUCCCAAUCGAACUAGACUUCAAGCCAUGGUCACAUUCCGAUGUUCAUCCACGACUCCACCCAGCUCCCAACGUAAUGAACCUCCACGGCAUCUACAACUCCCUGAUUAUUCUCCUUCACCGACCCUUCAUCUCCGACGGCCAUCUACGAUCAAUUACAACGUCAGCUUCAUCAUGGGGCCGCUGCACCACAGCUGCAAAUAAUAUCACAAGUAUCUCCUUGGCCUACAAAUCGGCAUACGGUCUCCAUGGCGCACCCUAUAUCCUCAGCUACGCCAUCUACGUAGCAUGCACAAUCCACGUCCGCAACGCCUUCGCAAACGCCCACCAUAGGGAACAUAUCUCCCGCUUGGCAGCAGGUCUAAAAUUUCUCGAUGAGAUUUCGAUGACGAAUCCUGGAGUCUGCAGACCUGCCAGCAUCAUACGGAAAUUGGCCGAGGCAAGCAAGCUUGACCUUUCUGUGGCGGAUGCAAUGACCCCUGCUUCCCAGGUAGAGAUAGUUUCUCCGGUGGAUGGAUCGAAUAGUGGUUUUGAGCUCGAUGCUAUCGUCGGAAUGUUCCCGAGUAGGUCUUCGGUUUUUGGUAAUGGGCUGGAGUUUUCCACUGGGCAGGAACAUGAUACGGGUUUGUUUGGACUUGAUAUUCCGUAUGAUCCUUUGUUUGGAUUUAUGGAUGCUUCGCUGGAUUGGCCUGGCUUGGAGACGGCUCUCUUGUUUGAUAAUCCAUGA
Penicillium coprophilum is the source of this 3933-nucleotide messenger RNA. RefSeq names its product putative GARP complex subunit (Sac2). Gene Ontology annotation, molecular function: syntaxin binding; DNA binding; zinc ion binding. The transcript is spliced from 9 exons. The record is from RefSeq and is a predicted model, not a curated record. Bases 1 to 3933 code for a protein of 1310 amino acids. Lineage: Eukaryota; Fungi; Ascomycota; Eurotiomycetes; Eurotiales; Aspergillaceae. Gene Ontology annotation, cellular component: GARP complex. Gene Ontology annotation, biological process: Golgi to vacuole transport; retrograde transport, endosome to Golgi; endocytic recycling.